Molecule: messenger RNA, 4889 nt
Organism: Nymphaea colorata (pocket water lily)
Lineage: Eukaryota; Viridiplantae; Streptophyta; Magnoliopsida; Nymphaeales; Nymphaeaceae
Exons: 22
Coding region: 317-4579 (1420 amino acids)
Source: RefSeq, a predicted model, not a curated record
AACAUAUUCUAGUAUUCUAUCGUGAAAGGAUCCGGUUGAACAAAAGGAAAGAGAAAGGCGACGCCUCCCUCUCUCUCUCUCUCUCUCGUUGUUUAGUUCUUCUCUCGAGUCAUCUUUCUCUCUCACCAUUCGGAGAAGGCUGCCACCGUUUCAAUAUAAAUUUCUCAAAGGAGGACACCUUGCAUUCUUCUCCUCUCCGUUCGAUUCCUUCUCUUUAUUGCUUCUGUUCGUAAGGGGAUCGAUGGAUAGGUAGAAACGGAAAUGGGAUAGAUUUUGAUUCUGGGGAUGGGAUAUUGACGAGCGUCGGAGACGGUUAAUGGCAGCGUUCAGCAAUCAAUCGGUCGUCCCCCUCGCCCUUCUGUUCAUCGCUUUCUCCGUUCUCCAAAACCCUAGAAUCUCGGCCUCCUCCUCCGCGUCGUUCUCUUAUUCCAUCAUCGAGGGAGCUUCCUGCGAGGAAGAUUUGAACGGGACUGGGUCGUUUGACAGUCUUUGCGUUCUGAACACCAGCGUAGGCCUAGAGAACGAUCUUUACAUCAGGGGGAAGGGGGACCUGCGGGUCGAGCCGGGGGUUUCUUUGAGUUGCCCGAUCGCCGGGUGCGUCAUCGAUGUGAAUAUCUCCGGGAGUUUGGAACUGGGGAAGAGUUCGUCGAUCGUUGCGGGGACGGUCGUCGUCGGAGCGGCGAACGCGAGCUUAGAUGAGGGGGCGCUGAUCAAUUGCACCGGUUUGGGAGGGAAGCCGCCUGAUCAGACGAGCGGGACGCCGCUUGGGGUCGACGGCGCGGGAGGUGGGCAUGGCGGGAGGGGUGCAUGCUGCAUCAAGGAUGACAGGAAGCUUCCUGAGGAUGUAUGGGGUGGGGAUGCGUAUUCUUGGUCGACGCUAGCAGAGCCAUGGAGCUAUGGCAGCAAGGGCGGCACGAUGAGUAAGGAGGUGGAUACGGGGGGUGGAGGAGGAGGAAGGAUCAAGAUUAUUGUUGAGGAUAUCUUGGAUGUGAACGGGAAUAUAUGUGCUGAUGGCGGAGAUGCAAGUCUCACAGGUGGCGGGGGCUCUGGUGGGAGCAUCAUUCUUAAAGCAUAUAAAAUGAAGGGAAAUGGAAAAAUAAGUGCCUCUGGAGGAAAUGGUUGGGCUGGAGGUGGAGGUGGAAGGAUUGCCAUUGACAUCUUUAGCCGUCAUGAAGAUCCAGAAAUUUUGGUUCAUGGUGGAAUAAGCCAUGGUUGUCCUGAAAAUUGUGGUGCGGCUGGAACACUUUUUGACUCUGUUCCUCGAAGUCUCAUAAUGAGCAAUCACAACUUGACGACUGAGACUGAUACGCUUCUUCUAGAGUUGCCUAAUCAGCCUCUUUGGACAAAUGUUUUCAUUAGAAACCAUGCACGAGUUGUUGUUCCUCUAUUGUGGAGCCGUGUGCAGGUUCGAGGACAACUUAGCUUAUUGUGUCGUGGAAUUCUCACAUUUGGCCUCAGUCACUAUCCUUUUUCCGAGUUUGAGCUCAUGUCUGAGGAGCUUCUCAUGAGUGAUUCAGUAAUAAAGGUGUAUGGGGCUUUGCGCAUGUCUGUCAAGAUGCUCCUAAUGUGGAACUCAAAGAUGUUUAUUGACGGUGGAGGUGAUUCCAUUGUUGCAACAUCCUUGCUUGAAGCCAGCAAUUUGGUGGUUUUAAAGGAGUCUUCUGUCAUUCGUUCAAAUUCAAACCUAGGAGUACAUGGGCAAGGCUUACUUAAUCUGUCAGGUCCAGGAGACCGAAUAGAGGCUCAGCGUCUGAUUCUUUCACUAUUUUACCGCAUCAAUGUUGGGCCAGGAUCUGUCUUGCGAGGUCCUUUGGAAAAUGCAACAUCAGAUGAUUUGACUCCUAGACUAUAUUGUGAAAGCAGGGACUGUCCUGUUGAACUUCUUCAUCCUCCUGAAGAUUGCAAUGUCAACUCCUCACUUUCUUUCACUCUUCAGAUCUGCCGGGUUGAGGAUAUUCAUGUUGAAGGAAGCAUACAAGGGGCAGUUAUUCAUUUUCAUAGGGCAAGGUCUAUAAUAGUUUAUUCAACUGGAAGCAUAAGCACAUCAGGGCUAGGUUGCAGAGGAGGCAUGGGAAGGGGGAGAAUUUCAAGCAAUGGUGUCAGUAGUGGUGCUGGACAUGGUGGCAAAGGUGGUGGAGGGUACUAUGAUGGAAGCUUUGUUGAGGGAGGUGAUGCAUAUGGAGAUGCCCAAUUGCCUUGUGAACUGGGAAGUGGAAGUGGAAAUGAGACCUUUGGUCUAACCACUGCAGGUGGGGGUAUUAUAGUUAUGGGUUCUUUGGAACAUUCUUUAUCAAGCUUGUUGGUGGAUGGCUCUGUUAAAGCAGACGGAGAAAGCUCUCAUCUUAUUGUGAGGCACCAAGACUAUGGUACAAUUGGUGAUGGGAAUGUAGGCACUGGUGGAGGUUCUGGUGGAACAAUACUUUUGUUUCUGCGGAUGUUGACCCUUGGAGAGAUGUCAACACUUUCAAGUACUGGUGGGCAUGGUAGUCACAUUGGAGGAGGAGGUGGUGGUGGUGGGAGGAUCCAUUUUCACUGGACUGACAUUCCCAUUGGUGAUGAAUAUCUUCCAAUUGCGAGUAUUGGUGGAGAAAUAACUGCAAGGGGAGGAUUGGGAAAAGAUGAGGGUGUAGCAGGAGAAAAUGGAACUAUAACAGGAAAAGAGUGUCCCAAAGGACUCUUUGGGUUGUUUUGUGUGGAAUGCCCAUCAGGGACCUACAAGAAUGUCACUGGUUCUGAUCCAGAGCUUUGCUAUCCAUGUCCAGCAUAUGAGCUCCCACAUAGGGCAAUGUAUAUUAAUGUUCGAGGUGGUGUAGCUGGAACUCCUUGUCCCUACAAAUGCAUGUCUGAUAGAUAUCACAUGCCAAACUGUUAUACUCCCCUGGAAGAGUUAAUAUACACUUUUGGUGGGCCUUGGCUGUUUGGCCUCCUUUUAUCUGGUCUGCUUGUUUUAUUGGCCCUUGUGUUGAGUGUAGCACGCAUGAAGUUUGUCGGUGCUGAUGAAUUGCCUGGUCCUGCUCCAACUCAACAUGGAUCUCAAAUUGAUCACUCAUUUCCUUUCCUUGAAUCACUGAAUGAGGUUCUGGAAACAAAUAGAGCUGAAGAAUCCCAGAGUCAUGUGCACAGAAUGUAUUUCAUGGGUCCAAAUACUUUUAGUGAACCUUGGCACUUGCCCCACUCGCCUCCAGAUCAAGUUAUGGAGAUUGUGUAUGAAGAUGCAUUCAAUAGAUUUGUCGAUGAGAUCAAUGCUCUGGCUGCAUAUCAAUGGUGGGAGGGUGCUAUCUACAGCAUUCUUUCUGUUCUUGUUUAUCCCUUUGCUUGGUCAUGGCUGCAAUGGCGUAGGAAGAAGAAACUGCAAAGGCUUCGUGAGUUUGUUCGGUCAGAGUAUGAUCAUUCAUGCUUGCGCUCAUGUCGAUCCCGUGCUCUCUACGAGGGGCUUAAGGUGGCUGCUACUCCAGAUUUGAUGCUAGGUUAUAUCGAUUUUUUCCUUGGAGGAGAUGAGAAGAGACCCGAUCUUCCCCCUCGCCUUCAUCAACGGUUUCCCAUGUGUUUAAUCUUUGGUGGCGAUGGGAGCUAUAUGGCACCAUUCUCUCUUCACAGCGACAAUGUUCUGACCAGCCUUAUGAGUCAGUCUGUACCACCAACCAUAUGGUACAGACUUGUAGCUGGAUUGAAUGCUCAAUUGCGAUUAGUUCGUCGAGGCCGCCUACGUGUAACAUUGCUGCCAGUUCUUAGUUGGCUUGAGACUCAUGCUAAUCCUGCUUUGAACAUGCAUGGUGUAUGGAUUGAUCUGGCUUGGUUUCAGGCUACAGGCUUUGGUUACUGUCAGUUUGGACUUGUAGCUUAUGCCUUUGAAGAAGAAGCUUUCACUUCUUGUGAAGUCUCUGGUGGCUUACCGAGGGAUGAAUUGCCACGUACGUACAGCUUACAAGGGGAUGAUCAAGUGAAUCACAAUGUGAGGAGCAAUGAAAACAUUUUGUUGCGUAAAAGAAUUUGUGGUGCUAUUUUAGACACAAAUAGUUUGCGCAUGCUUGAGGAGAGAAGGGACAUAUUCUUCCCCCUCUCCCUUAUUGUUCAUAACACCAGACCUGUUGGUCACCAGGAUCUUGUUGGAUUGGUCCUAUCUGUUCUGCUAUUAGGAGAUUUUAGCCUAGUGUUGCUUACGUUACUGCAGCUAUACUCAAUCUCACUGGGAGACUUCUUUUUAGUUCUCUUCAUUCUUCCUCUAGGCAUACUUUCACCAUUUCCUGCUGGAAUCAAUGCGCUAUUUAGCCAUGGUCCAAGACGGUCUGCAGGUCUUGCUCGUGUGUAUGCAUUGUGGAACGUUACUUCCUUGUUUAACAUUGUUGUAGCGUUCAUAUGUGGAUUCCUUCACUACAGAUCCCAGUCUUCAAGUAAAAAACACCCAAAUUUUCAGCCUUGGAAUUUUAGCAUGGAAGAAAACGGAUGGUGGAUGUUGCCUACCUGUCUCGUGCUGUGUAAAUGCGUCCAGGCACGACUGAUUGACUGGCAUGUUGCUAAUCUAGAGAUUCAAGACCGAUCUUUGUAUAGUAAAGACCCAAACAGGUUCUGGCAGUCCUGAUAUUCGUUAACCAUUGAUCGUGGUGAGUAUUACACGUAUUUUUGGCCCUUUUGUUCUCCCUCUUUUUUUUUGGCAGAGUGAGAAGAAGUUGCUAAGAAGUUGAUUGUCACACGGAAAAGGGGUAGCUUUCCUUUUUGGGUGCUAUUCAAUUUGUAACUAUGAAGAGCAUGCUGAUUGGUCCGUUCGAGUGUAGUCAAAAGUUAAAGAGUUAAUGUCCCUGUGCAGCUACAAUGAUUCUUUUGCCAAUGUAAAUAUCAGAUGCGUAUUCUUUGCUAAACGGCCUCUUAUGGGGAAAUGGUUAUUUUUGGUC